Molecule: messenger RNA, 1955 nt
Organism: Trematosphaeria pertusa
Lineage: Eukaryota; Fungi; Ascomycota; Dothideomycetes; Pleosporales; Trematosphaeriaceae
Product: MFS general substrate transporter
Exons: 2
Coding region: 211-1743 (510 amino acids)
Biological process (GO): transmembrane transport
Cellular component (GO): membrane
Molecular function (GO): transmembrane transporter activity
Source: RefSeq, a predicted model, not a curated record
GCUUUCUUAUCCCUGCCAUCGGAUCUCGACAAGCUUCGUAUAAGUAAAACUUUGUGUGCCCCUCUUGUUGGCUUUGUCCCUCCCCCUUCUUCCGUCUUCUUUCCCUAUCACUGCUACAUCGCUCUGCCAAGGCUGUUUGUCUGAUUCUUCCUACGCACACAAGCCGAUCGCGCGAGUUACGGCACAUUUCCCUCGGAGUCCAGCAGCACGAUGGCUGCAGAAAUUGACAAUAAGGCUGCGGCCGACCAUAUUUCGGACGAUGUUGUUCCCCCGACAGAACCUGGGCAUGGGCCGUCGCACUCGAAGCUUGAAGUCCCGCCACUCGUGGCCGCAAUGACCCAAGACCACCGGUUAGAGGCUGAAGCGAGCUUGCGGAGGAAGAUCGAUACGAGAUUGCUCCCUAUGAUAAUUCUCAUGUACAUCAUGAAUUAUCUGGAUAGGAAUAACAUCGCUGCCGUGCGAUUGGCAGGGUUGCAGGAUGAGUUGAAGUUGACGAGUACGGAGUAUCAGACAGUCAUCUCUAUCCUGUUCGUCGGGUAUAUCCUCAUGCAAAUACCCUCGAAUCUCUUCCUGAACAAGACCGGAAAGCCUGCCAUCUAUCUACCGACUUGCAUGAUCAUAUGGGGCGUCAUCUCCGGCGCAACGGCAGCUUGCCAGAAUUUUGGGGGUCUGGUCGCUUGCCGAUUUUUCCUCGGAUUCAUCGAGGCGGCAUACUUUCCAGGAUGCCUCUUCUAUCUAUCCUCUUGGUAUACGCGGAAGGAGUUAGGUUUCCGAACGGCCGUCCUGUACUCCGGAUCUCUCAUCUCCGGCGCCUUCGGAGGCCUUGUCACCGCAGGCAUUACGAGCAACAUGGACUAUACCCAUGGUCUACGAGCCUGGCGAUGGGUCUUUAUUAUCGAAGGGGUGAUCACAGUCAUCAUUGCGUUCGCGGCCUUCUUCAUCCUACCGAACUUCCCACGCACCACAAGCUGGCUCACUGAAGAGGAGCGACAGCUUGCCGCGUAUCGCUUGCAAGAGGAUGUGGGCGAAGAUGACUGGACUUCAUCCGAAUCACAAUCCUUUUUCCAUGGAUUCAAGCUCGCCAUGAUGGAUAUCAAGACUUGGAUUCUAAUGGUACUCCUACUGGCCAUUGUCAAUUCCGCCUCGGUAACAAAUUUCUUCCCGACGGUCGUGAAGACCCUCGGAUAUAGCAACGUCAAAUCAUUGCUGCUUACUGCUCCACCCUACUGCUUGGCCGUUAUCACGACCUACCUCAACGCGUGGCACGCCGACAGGACUGGCGAGCGGUUCUUCCACAUUACGCUUCCUCUCUGCGUGGGAGUCGCAGCAUUCAUUCUCUGCGCGGCGACACACGCGAUUGCCCCACGAUAUGUCGCCAUGAUGCUCAUGGUCCCGGGCGUAUACACAGGCUACGUCGUUGCGCUUGCCUGGAUCUCAAAUUCUCUUCCUCGUCCAGCGGCCAAACGCGCUGCUGCGCUGGCCUUCAUCAACGCGGUAUCGAAUGUUAGCUCCAUCUGGGCGAGUUACAUGUAUCCACAGCCACAAGGGAAGAAACAGCCAGACCUGACCGUGCCUUUGAGUGUAGACUGCGCGACCGCCGCACUUGCGAUUAUAAUGGCGGCUAUUAUGAGGAUUGUUCUAGGUCGUUUAAACAAAAAACUAGACAGGGGCGAGCACGUAGAGGGUGCGAUCAAUGCGGUGCCAGGUGUGGCUCAAGAGCAUGGUUUUAGGUUUUUGGUCUAAGAGGAUACAUGAAGCCUUCUCCGAUGAACUAAGUCGCAUUAUUAUCGGGAGUGGGCCUCAGGAAUUGUCACUGUUUAAUUGUCGGCAUUACCUGUCAUUGUUCGAGUGGGUUUUCCACCCAACGGGAGUCGGACACCGAGCAGCGGAGACUCGUGGACUCUACGCAUGAGAUGAUUCAGAUACAUGAUUCGCGAUGGAACCGAAACACCGCU